This is a messenger RNA of Zychaea mexicana, 1946 nucleotides long. RefSeq lists its product as uncharacterized. Lineage: Eukaryota; Fungi; Mucoromycota; Mucoromycetes; Mucorales; Lichtheimiaceae. The record is from RefSeq and is a predicted model, not a curated record. Gene Ontology annotation, cellular component: membrane. Gene Ontology annotation, biological process: protein localization to membrane. The coding region runs from base 45 to 1865 and encodes 606 amino acids. The transcript has 12 exons.
CAACUCUCUUUCCUCUCUUAUUUCUUCUCUCUUGUUGCCACGUUAUGUUUCUGCAGCGCAUAUAUAAGGGAGCUGCAGCGUUUCUAAUAUUAGCGACAUGGUUAAGUAAUCAUGUUUUAGCUGACGAACAUAACCAUGUGUACGAACCUGAAGAAGAGGUUGUAGCGUGGAUGAAUACUGUCGGACCACUCAACAAUCGGCAAGAAACAUACCCUUAUUACCAAUUACCUUUUUGCCGAGGAACGAGUUCCGUCGAACACCAUCAUGAAACGCUUGGCGAAGCCCUGCAGGGCAUGGACCUCAUUAACUCGGGCAUUCCUAUACGUUUUCUUCAGCCGGUGGCGAAAGAUACAGUAUGUCAGAAGACGUUGGACCCUGAAGAAAUUCGUGUUAUGCGCUAUGCUGUGUAUCAUGACUAUUGGUAUACCAUGUUUGUCGAUGACUUGCCUGUUACCAAUCCUGUGGGCGUUAACGAUGCAGAGUCAAGCAUGAAUGAAAAGGAAGAGGACCACGAUUCACGUUUCGAUACGCUUUAUCUUUACACGCAUAGACACUUUAUUAUCCAUUAUAACGGCGACAGGAUCAUUGCUGUCCUUUUACAAUAUGGCGAACAAUAUGCCGAACCUGUUGAAUUGAGCCUUACUGACCCGUCCUUAGAUGUUACCUUUACAUACUCGGUUGAAUGGAAAGAAACAACGACUACAUUUGAGGAUCGCUUCCAACGACUUUUAGAGGCUGACUUCUUUGAGCACAAGGUUCAUUGGUUGUCUAUUUUCAGCUCUUUCAUGAUGGUACUAUUUUUGACUGGCUUAGUAUCCGUCAUUUUACUACGCACUAUCAAACGGGACUAUGCACGAUACGAUCGCGAGGAAGGAUUGGCCGAUUUUGAUCGCGAUCUUGGGGACGAUUAUGGCUGGAAACAAGUACACGGGGAUGUUUUCCGACAACCUCCUCGUCUCAUGGUCAUGUCUGCCUUGAUGGGAACUGGCUGUCAAUUGGUCAUGCUUGCAGGCGUCGUCAUUUUGUAUACGAUCAUAGGUGACUUGUAUGCCGAGCGCGCAACCAUCUUGACAGCAACCAUCUUUUUAUACGCUUUGACAUCUGGUGUUGCUGGUUAUACCAGUGCAAGAUACUAUGCCCGUUAUGGAGGCAAGGAAUGGGUACGAAACGUGCUCUUGACUGCCAGCAUAUGGCCAGGAUGCGUUGCUAUGAUUGGUGGAUAUGUCAACAGUGUGGCUAUCUAUUAUUCUAGCUCGCGUGCCAUUGCAUUCACCAUUGUGCUCGCGAUGCUUGCUAUCUGGGUAUUCUUAUGCUUCCCCUUGACACUACUGGGUGCCAUAAUCGGCCGAAACUGGGGCAGCAAUGCUGACUUUCCUUGUCGCGUUAAUCCGAUCCCUCGACCCAUCCCAGACAAGGUCUGGUAUGCCGAGCCUAUGGUGAUCAUACUGAUGGGUGGUGUGCUGCCAUUUGGAAGCAUUUUUAUCGAAAUGUAUUUCAUCUUCACGUCAUUCUGGACGUACAAGAUCUACUAUGUCUAUGGAUUCAUGUUCCUUGUUUUCAUGAUUAUGCUCAUUGUCAGCGCAUGUGUUGCAAUUGUGAGCAGCUACUUUUUACUCAACUCUGAGGAUCAUCGAUGGCAUUGGCUCAGUUUCAUGACAUGCGCUUCAACAUCGAUCUAUGUGUACAUUUAUUCAGUGUACUACUUCUUCGCAAAAACAAAAAUGACGGGUUUCUUUCAGACCAGUUUUUACUUUGGUUACACUGCAUUAUUAUCUCUGGGCAUGUUCUGUAUGCUAGGAUUUGUUGGCCAUUCGGCAGCUGGUCUGUUUGUACGGAAGAUUUACCAGAAUGUAAAAAUCGAUUAAACUUAUAAAUAUAUCAAUAUAAAUAAACAAACAAAAGCUAUUUCGCAUUUUUCAUACAGAAAGUCGGAUCACGAGUGUAUG